Colletotrichum chrysophilum is the source of this 1521-nucleotide messenger RNA. RefSeq lists its product as uncharacterized. Gene Ontology annotation, molecular function: structural constituent of ribosome; rRNA binding. Lineage: Eukaryota; Fungi; Ascomycota; Sordariomycetes; Glomerellales; Glomerellaceae. The transcript is spliced from 2 exons. The record is from RefSeq and is a predicted model, not a curated record. Bases 1 to 1521 code for a protein of 506 amino acids. Gene Ontology annotation, biological process: positive regulation of translational fidelity. Gene Ontology annotation, cellular component: mitochondrial small ribosomal subunit.
AUGCUGAUGACAAGGCUCAAACCUUUUCGCUUUAAGCAAACUCAUUUCCAGCAAAAAUGGGCGGCCAAGUCACUCACCCGAGGCUACCACGGCGCCAACAUCAAGGAGUCCGACUGGUCUCGCAUGUUCUCUCGCCGCCUUUACUCUGCCGUUGACAUGCCCCCGGCCUACCUCGCCAAGUACGACGGCUCCGAACAGGCUGGCGGCCGCGGUUCCGGCCGCAGAGACCUGGAUGUCAACGCCGGCUCGUUCUCCCGCUCCGAGAAGGAGCGCAAACAGCGCAUCAUCUCAGACAAAGAGGACAGUCUUCCUUAUGUCCACCCUGUCCAGGCCAGGAGGGACGACUUCGCAGAACUCCUAGGCAAACCCGUUAGGCAUAUUACGCCCUACAUGCAAAUGGCGUUUGCGCCGCUCGAGAGGAGACUAGACGUGGCCAUCUUCCGUGCCAUGUUCGCCAGCAGUACCCUCCAGGCGAAGCAAUUCUGCACACACGGCGCCGUCAAGGUCAACGGCAAGACGAUGCGCUAUGGUGCCUACCUCCUGAACCCAGGCGACAUGUUCCAAGUCGACGUAGACUCCGUUCUCUAUGCCACUGGCCGACCCAAGACCCCCUUACACGCAAAGUGGCUCGCCGGCGAAGACUAUGAAACUCUCCGGGCUGCAAAGAGGGAGGAAUACCGUAACAAGAACGACAGCUCAGAAGCAGCUGCUGAAGCCCCGGCUGAGGCCGAAGCCGAGGCCUCCGAAGAGAAAGUCGAGGCUGAGUCUGCAGCCAAGGCCGAGGCCGAGGAAGCAGAUGGUGAGGGCGAGGGCGAGACAGCCGAGGCCACAGAGGAGCUCACUGAGGAGCAGCGCGCUGCGCAGCAGAAGAAGCAGCUCAAGGGCCUCAUCAGCUCCGCCAAGGCACUCCUCUACGACGGCAACGGCCUCAACCCUCGCAAGAAGCGCCAGCUCCGCGCCUUCACGAGCGAGGUCAAGCGCGCCCUCUCUCAGGCCGGCCGCACCGCCGAGAGCGCCACCAUCAGCCCCGACAACGUCAUUGACCACCUCUCCUCCAUGCUCAAGGACUUCAAGCUGGAGGGCAACCAGGUCGAGGCCAUCAUUUCCCCUGAGCAGGAGCAGCAGCAGCAGGAGCAGCAAGAGUUAGAGAAGGCGGAGCAAAAGGUCAGCGCCAAGAAACAAGAGACCAGGGACACCAUCAAGGAGCUCAUCACCAGCGACGAGGUGCGCGAGGCUGUCAAGGGCCUGUCCCUGGCCGAGCAGACGGCUCUCGCAAGCCUGCUCCGCACCAACGCCGAGAACCCCAUCGACGAGUCCAAGCCGUACUGGACCCCCUGGGAACCCCGCCGCUACAUGACCCCCUUCGCCUUCAUCCCUCGCUACCUCGAGGUGAACCAGAACAUCUGCGCCGCCGUCUACCUCCGCCACCCCGUCGCCCGUCGUGGUUUCGCCGAGGUGCCCACACCCUUCUCUUACGAGACAAACCAGCUUGCCUUUAACUGGUACUUGAGGAGGCGGUAG